Molecule: messenger RNA, 844 nt
Organism: Vanrija pseudolonga
Lineage: Eukaryota; Fungi; Basidiomycota; Tremellomycetes; Trichosporonales; Trichosporonaceae
Gene: MRPL6
Product: 54S ribosomal protein L6, mitochondrial
Exons: 2
Coding region: 24-776 (250 amino acids)
Biological process (GO): translation
Cellular component (GO): mitochondrial large ribosomal subunit; ribosome
Molecular function (GO): rRNA binding; structural constituent of ribosome
Source: RefSeq, a predicted model, not a curated record
CGACAACACACACCCACAUCACAAUGAGCUCGUCGCGCGCGGCCCUCCUCCCUCUCAGGAGAGCAUUCCACUCGUCCCCAGUCGCGCGGUCACACAUCGGCUCGGCGCCCGUUCCCGUCCCGCCAAAUGUGCAGCUCACCUUUCCGGCGCUGUCCAUCGACCCCGAGACGCCGCGCGGUGUCGACGCCGCCCGGCGGCUCAUCACCAUCAAGGGCCCGCUCGGCGAGCAGGUCCUCCCCGUCGAGCCGCAGGUGAUCAUCCAGCCCGCCGCCGAGAAGGGCGGACCCGUCACCAUCGCCGUGCACGACCCGACACAAAAGUCGCACAAGAGCCUGUGGGGCCUCACGCGCUCGCUCCUCAACAACGCCAUCACCGGCGUGUCCACCGGCUACAAGGUCGAGCUGCGCCUGGUCGGCGUCGGUUACCGUGCCGCCGUCGAGCCCAUCCCCAAGGUCUUCCGCGACAUCCAGGCUUCCAUCCCCCGCUCCGUCCGCGCCUCAAAGCCCGGAGCGCCCCCUUACGUCCUUCCCCCGCUCCCCAAGGACCGCCUCAACCUCAAGCUCGGAUACGCGCACCCCGUCCUCAUCGACAUCCCCCAGUCGAUCAAGGUCGACGUGCCUGCCCCCACCAAGAUUGUUCUCUCCGGCACCGACAAGCAGAAGCUCGGUCUCUUCGCCGCCAAGAUCCGGCGCUGGCGCAAGCCCGAGCCCUACCGUGGAAAGGGCAUCUUCGUCGGCGACGAGACGAUCAAGCUGAAGGAGAUUAAGAAGAAGUAGAGAUCGGGUCCUCUCAUCCACGCCCACGCCCAUUGCAUCGUAUCACUGCAUGUAUACCUCACCCCAUU